AUCUCCAGCAGUGGAGUCGGGGUCGGGUGCCCGGCGACCGCGAGCUGGCUCUCCCACGCCUCCCGGCUAGUCGUAAAGUGCGGCAAAAGGCGCCUGCGUUUUGCGGCGCCGUAGGUGGGGCCGGCAGCGUGGGACCUGGCUCGGCGCAGCUCUACCGCGUCGGAGCUGCUUCACCGGAAAGGCCUGCUGCAAUUAGGACUUGGUGGAGCACAGGGGACCAGCUAGCAUUCUCUCAUCGGGUAAUUGGACCCAACUGUCACCCAGUUCGAAAUGCUUUACCUGAUCGGCUUGGGUCUGGGAGAUGCCAAGGACAUCACAGUGAAGGGCCUGGAAGUUGUAAGACGCUGCAGUCGAGUGUAUCUGGAAGCCUACACCUCAGUCCUGACUGUAGGGAAGGAAUCCCUGGAAGACUUUUAUGGAAGAAAAUUGAUUCUUGCUGAUAGAGAAGAAGUGGAACAAGAAGCAGAUAAUAUUUUAAAGGAUGCUGAUGUCAGUGAUGUUGCAUUCCUUGUGGUUGGUGAUCCAUUUGGAGCUACGACACAUAGUGAUCUUAUUCUGAGAGCAGCAAAGUUGGGAAUCCCUUAUCGUGUUAUACAUAAUGCCUCCAUCAUGAAUGCUGUAGGCUGCUGUGGUUUACAGUUAUAUAAAUUUGGCGAGACAGUUUCUAUUGUUUUUUGGACAGACACUUGGAGACCAGAAAGCUUUUUUGACAAAGUCAAAAAGAACAGACAGAAUGGCAUGCACACAUUAUGCUUACUAGACAUCAAAGUAAAGGAGCAGUCUUUGGAAAAUCUAAUCAAGGGCAGGAAGAUUUAUGAACCUCCUCGGUAUAUGCAUGUAAACCAAGCAGCCCAGCAACUUCUGGAAAUUGUUCAAAAUCAAAGAUUACGAGGAGAAGAACCAGCAAUCACAGAGGAGACACUCUGUGUUGGCUUAGCCAGGGUUGGAGCUGAAGACCAAAAAAUAGUAGCAGGCACUUUACAACAGAUGUGUACUGUGGACUUGGGAGAACCAUUGCAUUCCUUGGUUAUCACAGGAGGCAGUUUGCAUCCACUUGAGAUGGAGAUGCUAAGUCUGUUUUCCAUACCAGAAAAUACCUCAGAAUCCCAAAGCAUCGAUGGACUCUGAACAUGGACAUUUUCUACUCUGGCACAUUAAUUUCAGUUAGAUAUGGAUAUACACAUCUUUGUAUAACAAAUUAAGCAGGUCUUUUGUUUUAACUAGUAAAUAUGAAACAAAUAAGCAAGAAGAAAAAAACCAACAAUGCUUGAUUUCCUGUGGCAGUAAGUUUUUCCCCAUGUUAUCAUCAGUUGUUGCUAUUUUUUCAGCUUUUCAAGAUGUACACACAUGGAGCAAGUUAAGCUGGAAAACUUGUAAAUUGACAUCCAUAGAAUCAUUUUAAAAGCGGAUUUUGUUUUUGAGAGCAGUAAUAUAAGGUAGUUGGUGCAGAGUAUAACUUAGAGGUAGGUGGAAGGUGAAUCACUUGAAUCCUAGUUUUAAAGGGUAAGAAAUGUAGGAGUGGAAAGUAAAGCAAAUAAAAGAACUGGUAACAAA
Marmota monax (woodchuck) is the source of this 1554-nucleotide messenger RNA. It is a transcript of the gene Dph5, whose product is annotated as diphthamide biosynthesis 5. Gene Ontology annotation, molecular function: diphthine synthase activity. Bases 271 to 1128 code for a protein of 285 amino acids. The record is from RefSeq and is a predicted model, not a curated record. The transcript has 8 exons. NCBI's taxonomy places the organism in Eukaryota, Metazoa, Chordata, Mammalia, Rodentia, Sciuridae. Gene Ontology annotation, biological process: protein histidyl modification to diphthamide.